GCGCCGCAGCCUGCGGAGCCCGAAGCCGGCUCGGACCCGUCCACGUCACUGUGCGCCCAGCCCCGCUCCCGCUCCCGCUGCCGGCCCGGUGCACGAGCCCCGGCCCCGCGCCGGGCUCAUGGGGCGGGCGGAGCGCGACCCGCAGCUCUGAGCGAACCGGACCAGCGCCCGAGCCCGUGAUGUCCGGGCCGGCGCCGGAGCGCGCGCUGCCCGCUCGCCGCAACUGGACCUGGGGCGCGGGCGCCAACGGCAGCCAGGAGCCGUCCCCGCGGCCCGCGGACUAUGACGACGACGAGUUCCUGCGCUACCUGUGGGGCGAGUACCUGCGCCCCAAGCAGUACGAGUGGGCGCUGAUCGCCGGCUACCUGCUGGUGUUCGUGGUGGCGCUGGUGGGCAACGUCCUGGUUUGUGUGGCCGUGUGGAAGAACCACCACAUGAGAACAGUCACCAACUACUUCAUAGUCAAUCUCUCUCUGGCUGACGUGCUUGUGACGAUCACCUGCCUUCCUGCCACACUGGUGGUUGACAUCACGGAGACCUGGUUCUUUGGACAGCCCCUCUGCAAGGUGAUUCCUUACCUACAGACCGUGUCGGUGUCCGUAUCCGUGCUCACGCUCAGCUGCAUCGCCCUGGACCGCUGGUACGCCAUCUGCCACCCUCUGAUGUUCAAGAGCACAGCCAGGCGGGCCCGGAACAGCAUCGUCGUCAUCUGGGUGGUCUCCGGAGUCAUCAUGAUCCCUCAGGCCAUCGUCAUGGAGUGCAGCACCAUGCUGCCCGGCCUGGCCAACAAAACCACGCUCUUCACGGUGUGCGACGAGCGCUGGGCAGGUGAAAUUUACCCCAAGAUGUAUCACAUCUGCUUCUUUCUGGUCACGUACAUGGCACCUCUGUGCCUCAUGGUGUUGGCUUAUCUGCAGAUAUUUCGCAAACUCUGGUGCAGACAGAUCCCCGGCGCCGCCCCGCGCUGGAGCGCGCUGCAGCCGCCCCGACCCCGCGGUCCCGGCGCCCCCGCCGCCGAGCUCAAGCAGGUGCGCGCGCGCAGGAAGACGGCGCGCAUGCUCAUGGUGGUGCUGCUGGUGUUCGCGCUCUGCUACCUGCCCAUCAGCGUGCUCAACGUGCUCAAGAGGGUGUUCGGGAUGUUUGCACACACAGAAGACAGAGAAACCGUGUAUGCUUGGUUUACAUUUUCACACUGGCUGGUGUACGCCAAUAGUGCUGCGAACCCAAUUAUUUAUAAUUUUCUCAGUGGAAAAUUUCGGGAGGAGUUUAAAGCAGCCUUUGCUUGCUGUUGCCUGGGCAUUCACCAUCGCCAGGAGGACCUUCUCAUGCGGGGCAGGACCAGCACGGAGAGCCGCAAGUCCCUGAACACGCAGAUCUGCGCCUUGGACAACGCGUGCAAGCUGUCGGAGCAGGUCGGCCUCUCCAGCAUGGGCGCGCAACCCGAGGCCAAUGGGGCAGGGCCACCUCCGUCCACCUCAGUCCACCUCUGGUAGACUCUCCGUCCCUGUGCCAACGGUACCCAGCCAAGUGUUCUUUUCUAAAAGCUCUGUGUACAGAACUUUAUUAUCCUAAUGAUGUGAAGCUGAAAUGCUUGUGUAUCCGUUUUUUAAUAAUGUAUUGCUCUUUGGAAAUAAAAACGUCAGUUUAAAAUGA
Molecule: messenger RNA, 1653 nt
Organism: Cavia porcellus (domestic guinea pig)
Lineage: Eukaryota; Metazoa; Chordata; Mammalia; Rodentia; Caviidae
Gene: Hcrtr2
Product: hypocretin receptor 2
Exons: 7
Coding region: 180-1493 (437 amino acids)
Biological process (GO): feeding behavior; G protein-coupled receptor signaling pathway; circadian sleep/wake cycle process
Cellular component (GO): membrane
Molecular function (GO): orexin receptor activity
Source: RefSeq, a predicted model, not a curated record